This is a messenger RNA of Actinia tenebrosa (Australian red waratah sea anemone), 1360 nucleotides long. RefSeq lists its product as uncharacterized. Gene Ontology annotation, molecular function: calcium ion binding; phosphatidylserine binding; calcium-dependent phospholipid binding. Gene Ontology annotation, biological process: vesicle fusion; calcium ion-regulated exocytosis of neurotransmitter. Gene Ontology annotation, cellular component: synapse; plasma membrane; exocytic vesicle. NCBI's taxonomy places the organism in Eukaryota, Metazoa, Cnidaria, Anthozoa, Actiniaria, Actiniidae. The record is from RefSeq and is a predicted model, not a curated record.
GCUUAUCCAGAUAAGUGCUUCGAGCGAGGCCCACGUUUCUUUAGCUGAAGGGGAUCUUGGCUGUUUCUUCUCAAACCUCCACCAGUGCUGCAAGUACAAUAGCAAGAAAUCAGCCGAACCUAGACAGCACGAGCAGGUAGGCAUUUCUUUCUCUCGCGGACCCAGAAGAAUGGAAGUUAAAAUUAUUUCCUUGAAAGACAACGCUUUAAACUAGACGAAACAUCACUAGUUCUCUGUGUUUUCAGAUGAUAGUAUCAAACGAACGACGUUCUUAGGCGCUAAUAUGAAACGUUUUGAAGAAACUCUUCGAUGAAUUGAGUCGAAAUCAAAAGACAAUGGGUAACAAGAACUGUACAGCUUGGAACUCGAUUCUCUUUCCCGAGAAUGAAGAAGAAGAGCGAUUAAAUGAAUGGUUGAAGAGUACUACCAGCUCGCCGAUGACUUGGGAGUACACACCAUCAUUCCCAUCUGGCGCUGACAUCUUACCAGUUCAACCUGUUUAUAAACCUGACGUACGAGAACUCCGAUUCAGACAUGAAAACGAGAAAGAUAAAUUGAGGAAAGACAGAGAUUCUAGAGGUAAAGGUAGUGAAAAUGAUGUCGAGGAAGUUGGUAAUGGGCAAACAUUGAUGAAUGGAAGUGAUACUAAUAGAAAUUUUACAAAGUUGGAGAAAAAGGAGAAUACAAAAACACACGACGAAAGAGAGACAGACACGUCGAGAAAACAGAAUCCCAAGAGACGCUUCCCAACAGGUCGAGUGUACAUCUCUAUAUCACAUGACCCCAUCACUAGAAGAAUCAAAGUGGCGGUCAUCAAAGCCAAGAAUCUAAGUUGCAAGCAAAUAGGACCGAAAGAUAAUUGUGGGAUAAACUGCGCAGCAUCUUACAUGGAUGUUUCUCUGUACGAGGGUGAUCAAGUAUGGCAAUCCUUCACUACAGCCAUCAAGAAAGGAUAUUCACAGGUCCUAUAUUACGAGAAUUUUGCCUUUGAUACAAACAAUCUGAACUUGAGAGAGGUAUCAUUAGUGAUAACAGCAAGACACAGCCAUAAACAACACUUCAUUAAACAUAGCCAUGAUAUUGGUAAAAUAAUACUUCAAGCACAAAUGAAUGAUGACACUAUGAUCGAUAGCCACCUUGUAGAGGCUGUAGUAAAGCCAGGAAUUACAUUGUAUAAGUGGCACACGUUAUGGAGUUGAAUGGUAAGAUAGCUAGAUACAGUGAUAUAGUACACCCAGGACAUACAUUAUAUAGGUGAUACACGUUAUGGAGUUGAAUAAUAACGUAGAUAAGAAAGAGAUAACCAAAAAGAACACAUAAAAGAAAAAAUAAAUAAAACAACUCAAUCAUGAUUCCAUAA